AGCUCCCAGCCCGACUUCUGGGUCUUGGGGCUCUACACAUCUUAGCUGGGUUUCUUCUUCUACUCUGUACAACUAUCACCAUCUCGCAAGGCGGCGAAUCCCGCUUCAUGGUGGCAUCGAUGAAGUGUUUUCAUUCCCUUGAUUAACAUGGUGUACACCAGCCACUCUGCACCGCCGCGCCGACGUGCAUGACGCACCAAGCACCCGCGGCCGUUGAUGUGUUGGCAGCGCCGGCUCGACGCAGCCACAACGCUCGAAUCACUCCAAUGCGCGCCGGAGACCUCUCUGCCGUCAUUGCAGCAGCAGCAAGCUGCGUUUGACCGGUAUCCAUCCCCCUCACUCACUCACACACUCUCUCUCUUCCCCCUUCUCUCUUCUCUUUCUCUUCCCUUAUAAUCCGGACCUACCUAGCCAUUCACAUACCGUCGUAGGAGUAUAAUGCGCGUGUCGCUAGCAGAGGGUCAGUCUGGUUCAUUUUCCGCGUCGUCAGGUCCCGCCGCUUCCUUGCUCCGUCCGCGGGUCCAGUCCAGAUCCAAGUUGACCUCUACAGGCCACCAGUCGCUGCACGACACCGUGUCUAACCCCCAAGAAGAAGACACGUAUAAAUCUUCACUUCAGCUCCGCCAUCAACAAGCCCAGGCCUACUACCAACAACACGAGCCUCUGUCGCGUCGCUCCUCCUCCGAAGGCAGUCAAACACACUCGCUCCGCCGCACCCCCAAUUUCGACGACCAACAACAACUCGACCCCGCCCAUUCCUACUGGGCCACCGCCCGUGUCGCCGCGCGUUCCGCCCGUCUCGUAUCACACUCAUCCCCGCAAGAUCCACCACCACCGCACUCGGCCCUUCGCAUCUCGCGCCGCACCGCCGCCGCUGUCCUCUACACGCUUGAGGAAGCCCUGCGCACGCCCUAUCCCUUCACCCCCGACCUCGCCGAGGAGAACGCGUCCAUGUCCGACCUCCCGGGCGGAAGCGGCCGCGCGGCCAAUGGCGGCGCGCGCGCCGCCGCCGGUCCCGUCCCCGUCCAACAGCAUGCCCCCGCCCAGAUCCGCACCCCGGUGCAAAUCAUGCGCGAGCGUAAAGACCGCGAGGCCCGCAGACAGGCCGAGGCCGAUGCCAGAGAGCGCGAGGAACAGCAGAAGGUCCAGUUGGAGGAGCGCAUAAAGAACGCGGAGAGGAGGGCGGCUGCCGCUGGCGUUGCCGGCGGCAAUACUCGCGACUCUGGUUACCGCACGGCCAGUGAGCCCGCAUACACGCCUAUGGUUGGUGGGAAAACGUCAAGCGAGGGCUUCCAGUCGCCCUAUGUGACCGCCGGAGCGGCUAGGGCGGCGGCUGCUGAGAGACAACAACAACAACAACAACAACAACAACAGCAACAGCAGCAGCAGCAGCAGCAGCAGCAGCAGCAGCAUCAGGCAGGCAUUGGGGGGCCUGUGUCGCAACCCGUACCCACACGAGCACCCGAAGCACCAUCAGGCGGAAGGUCUAGAGGUCCUUCGCUCUCACAAGGCCAGCCCAGAGCUGCACCACAACAAUCUGCCGCGGCCACUGCCCGCCAGGCACACCAACCCUCCACACACACCAGGCAACCCUCCGCAUCAGCCACGGCGGCCCAACCCCGUACCGGCGGCGGCGCCACCGGAGGCCAGUCUACAGCCCGCUCCUCAGCAUCCAUGGCCGACACCCAGUCGCGCGAUCCCACCGUCUCAUCCUUUCCUCACGCCUUCGAGCGCUGGGAACAACUGUCCUCCCACUGGGAGGGCCUGACAUCCUACUGGAUCAGGCGGCUCGAGCAAAACACCGAGGAAGUGCGCCGCGAGCCGCUGGCACAGCAGAUGUCCCGCCAGAUCACGGACCUCUCGGCCGCGGGCGCGAACCUGUUCCACGCCGUCGUCGAGCUGCAGCGCCUGCGUGCGUCGUCGGAGCGCAAGUUUCAGCGCUGGUUCUACGAGACGCGCAGUGAGCAAGAGCGCUCGCAGGAGGCGCAGGCCCAGACAAGCAAGGCCAUUGAGUUGGAGCGCCAGGCGCGCAUGGACGCCGAGGCUAACCUGCGCAACUCGGAGCAGGCCCGCCGCAACUCGGAGAAGAUGGUCGUCGAGAUGCGCCGCGAGCUCGCCAUCUCGAAGGAGGAGGCGCGUCGCGCGUGGGAGGAGCUCGGUCGCCGUGAACAGGAGGAGCGCGAGCGCACCAUGUCGCUCCGUGAGGGCCAGCCGACCCUUGUCGGCGGUGUGCAGGUCGUCCCCAUGGCGGCCGGCAUGGGCAAUAGCAGGCACGGCAGCAUGUCCCAGCAGGGCCGGCCCACGACGAGCGGCAGCCAGGGCCAGCAGUCUGCCAGCGGCAUGAGCGGUGCUGGGCCCACGCCUAUCGAGGGCGGCUACUCGUACGACGAGGCGCAGUCGCCUACCGACACCGAUCCGUUCGCAGAGGGCAACACGCACUUGCACCACGAGCACGAUGUCCCCUCCCUCGCCCAGGGCACCUACCAGCCCAUGCCUCCAACCUCAGGUGCAGGCGUCACAACCCCGUCCACGGCCCGUACAGCCAUCCCACCGACGAGCCAACCCGGCCAACACUACCCGCAACAAGCACACCAGCACCAGAGAUCCUCACCCCCGCCGGUUAUCCCCUCUGCCGCCGCCGAAGCAGCCAGCCACUUCUACCAGCACGACGGUCAAGGCAGCUUCCUCCCCGGUGGCCGCAGCGACGCCCCCACCAGCAGCAAUCUCAGCAGCAACGUCAGCGGUCCCGGUGGGCCUGGCGGACCCGACAGCGGCGCCCCCUCGGCCAUCGACGACGGGCCCUCGUAUGUCGGUUCCGAACUGGGCGACGAGUCGUCGGUCGGCGGCGAGGAGUGGAUGAUCGAUGAGCAUGGGCGCUUCGUCACUGACGCGGCGGGCCGGCGCGUGCCUUAUCGUGGCGCGAUGCGCGGCGUGCGCUCUCCCGAUAGUGAAGACGACUACGACGUCCAGAGCGAUAUUGCGCGCGAGCGAGAGCUGGCGCAGCGGUAUGGCAUCACGCCUGCGACGAGCGGCGGCGGCGUUGUUGGCGGCAUAAGCAGCCCUGUCAGCAUAGGGAGCGGAAGCGGUGUGGGCAGCCCGACUGCCGGGCCGUACGAGCAUGGCGGGUACGCCGUUGGUGGUGGCCCCGGCGGCCCGUAUAGUCCUGCGCCGGAUUAUACGGGGUCCGGGUAUGGCGAGUGGAGUAGUAUGACACCGCGGCACCAUCACCCGACCCGGUUGAGCGACGUACUUGAGGAAGAUGAACGGAGUCGGACGAGCCUGAGCCGGGCGAGCCAGACUAGUCGGGGGUUGUAUUGA
This is a messenger RNA of Aplosporella prunicola CBS 121167, 3318 nucleotides long. RefSeq lists its product as uncharacterized. Lineage: Eukaryota; Fungi; Ascomycota; Dothideomycetes; Botryosphaeriales; Aplosporellaceae. The coding region runs from base 439 to 3318 and encodes 959 amino acids. The record is from RefSeq and is a predicted model, not a curated record. The transcript is spliced from 2 exons.